AACCUAUUCCCAUACUCCAACCUGAUCAAACCUGAUAGCAAAAUAGACAACAUUGCAGAACCUACAAGACCCACUUGUAGAAACUGUGAUGGAGGUAACUGUAGCAAGAAUAUAUUGGAAGACAUCAUGCAAGAGAAAAUACUGACAUCAGGAUACUUUGGAUUCUUCAAACGACCUGGAAAAUGUAGCCACGGAGGUUUAUUUGACAUUUCAAGUCAGUUUACACCCAAAGGUGGAAUCAAUAAAGAUACACGAUCAUCUGAGCAUGGUUACCUUCAUGACAAUGCUGCGACAGUGGCCAUCGCUGCGACCAGAGAACUCUUAGAAGACAUUAGAGGUUAUUUGGGAGACUCUAACUUUUUGAGAUUGAUGGGAUUCUCUCAGAAUUCAGUACUGUGCUUUGCAAUUGAUACCACAGGCAGCAUGGGAGAUGACAUUGAUGAAGUACGACGAGUCACUUCUGAAAUCACCGACAAGAUGAGAGACACUGUAUCAGAGUACAUUCUGGUGCCAUUUAAUGAUCCUGACUUUGGACCACUAAUAAGAACAACAGAUCCGGAUGAGUUCAAAUUACAAAUUCAUGCCCUUCAACCACAUGAUGGAGGAGACACACCAGAGCUCAGCCUCUCAGGACUCACGCUGGCUCUGACUGGUUCACCUCCCCAGACUAAGAUAUUUGUUUUCACGGAUGCUGAUGCAAAGGACAAAGAGUUAAAAAACACUGUGUUGGCACUGAUUGAAAGCACAAAGUCCGUGGUGAACUUUAUGUUGACUAAUAGUCUUGCUGCUCGCCGAAGAAGGAGCGAUGAUCCGAAUCAAGGACAGAAUCAGCGUUACUCCACCAGGAUCUCCAAUCCCUUAAAUCAGGUCUAUGUGGAUUUAGCUCUGGCCUCUGGAGGACUGGCGAUUGAAGUCACCAAAGCAACACUUCCUCUAGCCACCAACAUUAUAGCGGAUGCCUCCACAUCUGCUCUAGUAACUGUUUUCCAAACUGUAAGGAACCCAGGAAAAGCAGAAACCUUCUCUUUCAUUGUGGACUCCUCAAUGAAAAAUAUGACAAUCUAUAUUACAGGCAAUUCUCUAGCAUUCAACAUCACAAGCCCAUUAGGGGAUUCUCAGACCAAUGAAGAAUUAAGUGGAAAACUGGGGUUGGUUGAGCAUGUGGGCAACUUUUACACAGUUCGUCUGUCUAUCCUUGAUCCAGUGGGCCUUUGGAACAUUAACAUUAGCUCAUUACAGGCCUACACCAUCAAAGUCCUUGGUCAAAGUGACAUUGACUUCCUGUUCAACUUUGUGGAGCUAAGCGAAGGUGCUCAUUCAGGCUACAGUGAAUUAAGCAGCAGACCCCCAGCAAACAGUAAUAUCACACUACUGCUUACCGUCAUGGGUGGAGACACUGUUACCCCCACAGAGGUGGCUCUCGUGGAAGCAUCAGGAUCCCAGACUAUUAUUGGAACCCUAGAAAAGGUUGCAGAUGGGGAUUUCUUAGUCACAAUGAACAGGGUCCCAGCAGGAGGAUUUGUUGUCCGUGUGAUGGGAGAGAGGAAUUCUUUACGUUCAUCAAAUGGUCGCUUUCAGAGACAGUCCAUCACUCAACACAGGACUUCCAGUGUGAUUAUUACUGCUUUGACAGAUGAUGUAUGGGAGCCUGGGAAGACAUUGAGCAUCCCUUUUACAGUGGUGUACAAUGGAUCUGAUGAGCUCUUCAACAUUAAUGCUAGGAAUGACCGUGGGUUUGCCACAGUAUUUCCCAGCACCAUGACUGCUGGAAGUGGAAGCAGUGGAACUAGCACAAUAAAUCUCACUGCACCCUCAGACACUCCUUCAGGCACUGAAGUGACUCUCACCAUUGAGGCCGAAACAUCAGGCAAAAGUGAUUUCAACUAUGCUGUGCUUAAGCUUACAGUCGUUUCUCCGAUUACGGACUUCACCUCUCCAGUCUGUGAGAUUAUUAGCGUAAAUGCUAACUGCUCAGGCAACUGUAGCCUGUCCUCAUGGGAGCUCUCAGCCAACCUAACCGAUGGAAAUGGGACGGGUAUCAUCUCUGUGACUCUGCGUCAGGGCCUUGGAACCCUCAACACUACCACCAUAAUCAGGGAUGGAGGUGUGAACGUCACCCUUGCAUUCUACAGCGCCUCUUGUUGUUCUGAAAUAAUGGAACUGGUUGCUGUAGACAGAGCUGGAAAUGUUGGCAUAUGCUCAAGAUCAGUAACACCUGCUGUUACCACCUCCAUGUCUACCACUUCUACAACAAAAAGCAUGACUACAGCGACAACAACAACUAUAGCUACGACAACAGUAAUGGCAAAAACAACUAAUGCCACUAAUGCCACAACUAACAGUGCUGGAUGCCCUUUUUAUCCACCUAUCAGUUUUUGGGUUAGUGUGGGAGCCAUUUUGCUUUUCCAUCGAACUGUUUUAUUCUAGUUGACUUUAUACUAACAUUCUAUCACCCCUGCCAAACAGGCAGAGUCUGUGAUUUGACUUUUGCAGUUGAUUGAUGCAUUGAUUAAUAAAAGUUUAUCAAUACUUGGUGA
Sinocyclocheilus rhinocerous is the source of this 2537-nucleotide messenger RNA. RefSeq names its product von Willebrand factor A domain-containing protein 7-like. The record is from RefSeq and is a predicted model, not a curated record. NCBI's taxonomy places the organism in Eukaryota, Metazoa, Chordata, Actinopteri, Cypriniformes, Cyprinidae. Bases 127 to 2427 code for a protein of 766 amino acids. The transcript has 13 exons.